GGAGGAGGAGGAGGAGGAGGUGGCGGCGGCGGUGGCGGUGGCGGAACAGGCAUCAAUAACACGCACGCCGUUUGCGUCUGGGAGUUUGAGUCGCGCGGCGGCAAAUGGUUGCCCUAUUCGCCGGCCGUGUCACAGCAUUUGGAGCGUGCGCAUGUCAAGAAAUUGACGCGGGUCAUGCUCAGCGAUGCAGAUCCCAGCCUGGAGCAAUACUAUGUCAAUGUACGCACCAUGACCCAGGAGUCGGAUACCGAAUCGGAGGCGGGCCUGCUGACAAUCGGGGUGCGGCGCAUGCUCUAUGCGCCCAGCAGUCCGGCGGGCAAGGGCACCAAGUGGGAAUGGUCUGGCGGCAGUGCGGACAGCAAUUGCGAUUGGCGGCCAUACAACAUGCACGUGCAGUGCAUCAUUGAGGAUGCGUGGGCGCGUGGCGAACAAACAUUGGAUCUGUGCCAAACGAACAUCAGCCUGCCCUAUACCAUUAACUUUUGCAAUUUAACGCAAAUGCGCCAGCCGAGCGGUCCAUUGCGCAGCAUACGCCGCACACAGCAGGCGCCCUAUCCGCUGGUCAAGCUGACGCCGCAACAGGCGCUGCAGCUGAAGGGCAAUGGGCAUGACUACGCGGCCAAUCAUCAUCAGCAGCAGCGCAACAAUACGCUGCCCAAAAUGGGCGCCAUGCUGCCGCCUAUGCAUCGCCAGCAGCAUCCGUUGCCCAUGCCCGUGAGCAAUGGACAUCACCAGCAGAAGCAGCAACAGCAGCAACACCAACAACAUCAGCAGCAUCAGCAGCAUCAGCAGCAACUGCAGCAACUGCAGAAACAUUCACAUGCACAACAUGCACAACAUGCACAACAGCAGCGCAAGCCGCACAAGAAGCACAGCGAGAUUUCGACCACGAAUCUGCGCCAGAUACUGAACAAUCUGAACAUAUUUGGCAGCAGCACCAAGCACAGCAGCAGCAGCCACAGCAGCAGCAACUGCAGCGGCAAUCAUCUGGCGACGGCAACAGCGGCCAGCAGCUGUGCCUCAAAUGUGGUCGGGUCAACGCUGCACUUGAUGCAGCAUCAGCAUCAGCAUCAGGCGCACUUCUCGCACAGCAGCAAAAGCAUGUUGACCUCGUCGAUGAACAGCCAUCAUAGCCGCUGCUCGGAGGGCUCAUUGCAGUCGCAGCGUAGCAGCCGCAUGGGAUCGCAUCGUUCGCGUUCGCGCACGCGUGCCUCGGAUACGGACACGAACAGCGUUAAGUCGCAUCGCCGCCGGCCGAGCGUGGAUACCGUCUCCACGUAUCUCAGCCAUGAGAGCAAGGAGAGCCUGCGCAGCCGUAAUUUUGCCAUAUCUGUGAACGAUCUGCUCGACUGUUCGCUGGGCAGUGAUGAGGUGUUUGUGCCAUCGCUGCCGCCAUCGUCGCUGGGCGAACGUGCGCCGGUGCCGCCGCCACUGCCCAUGCCGCAUCAUCAUCAGCAGCAUCAGCAGCAUCAGCAGCAACAGCAGCAGCAUCAGCAGCAACAGCAGCAACAGCAGCAGCAACAGCAGCAACAACAGCAGCAGCAAUCAAUCGCUGGUUCGAUUGUGGGCGUGGACCCGGCCAGCGACAUGAUAUCGCGCUUUGUGAAGGUCGUUGAGCCGCCGCUGUGGCCGAACGCACAGCCCUGCCCCAUGUGCAUGGAGGAGCUGGUGCACUCGGCACAGAAUCCUGCCAUAUCGCUAAGUCGCUGCCAGCAUUUGAUGCAUCUGCAGUGCCUCAAUGGCAUGAUCAUAGCACAGCAGAAUGAGCUAAACAAGCAAAACCUAUUCAUCGAGUGUCCCGUUUGUGGCAUUGUCUAUGGCGAGAAGGUGGGCAAUCAGCCCAUUGGCACCAUGUCCUGGAGCAUCAUAAGCAAAAGUUUGCCCGGCCACGAGGGCCAGAAUACCAUACAGAUUGUAUACGACAUUGCGUCGGGCCUGCAAACCGCUGAGCAUCCGCAUCCGGGACGCGCCUUUUUCGCCGUUGGAUUUCCGCGCAUCUGCUAUUUGCCAGACUGUCCGCUGGGGCGCAAAGUGUUGCGCUUCCUGAAGAUCGCCUUCGAUCGACGUUUGCUGUUUUCGAUUGGACGUUCGGUGACCACCGGGCGUGAGGAUGUGGUCAUUUGGAAUAGCGUCGAUCAUAAGACACAGUUCAAUAUGUUCCCAGAUCCCACCUACUUGCAGCGCACCAUGCAGCAGCUGGUGCAUCUGGGCGUUACGGAUUGAAU
Drosophila montana is the source of this 2225-nucleotide messenger RNA. It is a transcript of the gene dx, whose product is annotated as deltex. Gene Ontology annotation, molecular function: ubiquitin protein ligase activity; zinc ion binding. Gene Ontology annotation, biological process: Notch signaling pathway; protein ubiquitination. The record is from RefSeq and is a predicted model, not a curated record. Gene Ontology annotation, cellular component: nucleoplasm. The annotation marks the transcript as partial. Lineage: Eukaryota; Metazoa; Arthropoda; Insecta; Diptera; Drosophilidae. The transcript has 4 exons.